UCAAAGAAUCGAUCCCCAAUCUCGUAGAAUCCCCAGUCUCGCACAAAAUGCCGCCGCUCGUUUCCCUCACGCCGAUGAGUUCUCCCUCACCGGCCGCCGCCCCUUCCCCAAACUCCUACUCGCUGGAUCGGCCGCGUCGCCACAGAGCUAGGCACCCCAACCGGCAGGGCCACCACGGCCUCCCCUCCUCUGCUCCCACUGCUCUCCUUGCCUCCCGUCUCCUCGAGCUGCGCGGGCGCCGAUCGCUUCCCACCUGCCGGAUCUGGCCAUCGCGCCGCCGGGUCACCUCUCCUUCCCGUCCUCUCCAACCUCCGUCCCUCCAAACUCAGAUCCGGAGGGCCACGUCAAACACAUACCCGAAGGCCGGCGACGGCAGAAGCCAUGGUUAACUCCUCCCCGAAUCGUCUCUCCUCUCCCAAUUUCGCGUUGGAGUUCCUGAAGCUUGAUUGUAUUGGAGUUUCUCGCUGCACCGCCAUCCCCAAUCUCGGCCUCUCUCCUCUCCGAUCUCGUAUGCGCCCACCUCCCUUUCUCAUUCGAGGCCGAAGAUCCCUGCCCUUCGCCCCCCUCCCUUUCUCAUUCGAGGACGACGCUGCAGCCUCAGAGGUCCCGGCUGCUUCCCCGCGUCACCGCUACCCAAGGCGAGGAGACGCCGCCCCGUUCGCCUACCCUCACACCCGUGACGACAGGGUCGUGAGCACUGUUAAACACGAGAAGGCCGCCAAGCACCGCCGCUUGAAGAUCUCUGGAGCUCAAUUUACUUGUCCCUCUUGGUUUUCUGAUGGAGCUAAAAGAUUGCCAGAAUUCUUGAUCCUAAUCCUUCUACUGUGUCGUCAGGAUCAAGGUCUUCGUCUGCUAUGUCCUCGUCACCAGGGUCAGGCAUGGGUGAAGCACCCGCAUUCUCAAUAACUGAAGCAUCACCACUGACCCCUUCCACGUCGGUCCUACGCCAAACUGUCAACUCAUCUUGAUUAUGUUGAACAUUCAUAUGUUCCACUCCUACUACGAGUGAGUCAGCAUCGGUAUCAGCAACAAUAUUAGAACUGUCUUCUCCUUCAGGCAUUGCAAACAGGUUCCUAGGUUUCAGUCUAAGGACGCUGCACCAAUUAGCUCUCUUAGCGGUUUUCACAUAACACACCUGCUCAGCCUGUGUGGCCAGGAUGUAUGGCUCGUCUGCAUAUCGACGCAAAGUGGUAUCAAUAUCGAUGAUCCCAUAUUGAUCUUUAUUGAACCCUCUUGAUUUCGUCCUAUUUGCUCCAGGAACAUCAAACCACUCACACUCGAACAAUACGACUUCCUUCUCGUCAGGAAAUUCAAGGGUAAUGAUUCUUUUAAGAACUCCGUACCACUCCAUGCCAUCACCCAUGACAACAACACCACUGUUCUGAGUGACUAGGGAUUUCUCUAGAUCAAUGGUCCGAAAGAGAAAGCCAUUAAUGACACACCUAUUGGACACACGAA
Molecule: messenger RNA, 1458 nt
Organism: Brachypodium distachyon (stiff brome)
Lineage: Eukaryota; Viridiplantae; Streptophyta; Magnoliopsida; Poales; Poaceae
Exons: 3
Coding region: 382-906 (174 amino acids)
Source: RefSeq, a predicted model, not a curated record